Molecule: messenger RNA, 561 nt
Organism: Aspergillus bombycis
Lineage: Eukaryota; Fungi; Ascomycota; Eurotiomycetes; Eurotiales; Aspergillaceae
Exons: 1
Source: RefSeq, a predicted model, not a curated record
ACCUACGCCCAAGACCUAAACAUCCGCUCCCGCAGCCCGAAAACCUUCGCCCCGCGCCCGGAAGAAAGACAUAUCCCCAGCACCGACACCUCCGACCCCGCCUACCACCUGGGGAUCUUCCGCCAAAACCCUCGCACUAGCCGCAUCGGCGACCAAGAACGACCCUGGAAACUGACUAUCCCCGGCGAAUCUGACGAAGACAAACCCCCGGACAACGCCCUCGCCUGGCGCCAGCAGACCACCAAGGGCGUCCUCCAAUGCGGCAGCGACCGAUUACCCACAUACGAAGAGGAGACCAAAGACCCACCCCAGGAAAAUCUCCGCGACGAAAAACCCCCUCUCAGCGACAUUCCCGCUACUACUCGUCCCUCCAUGCCCCCUCUCUCCCAAUCCACGGGGAACAUCCACCCCACGCGCGGCGAAGGCCGUGUCCUCAACAACGACGCCCCAGUCGAGUUACCCGUCCAGACCGACGACGAUUCCAGCGAAGAGAUCCUGAUGUCGAGCACGGCGUAUCCAGGCCAGGAAUGGAAACCGGUUGGGUUCUCUGGGUGGGAGUAG